Molecule: messenger RNA, 3331 nt
Organism: Amyelois transitella
Lineage: Eukaryota; Metazoa; Arthropoda; Insecta; Lepidoptera; Pyralidae
Gene: Sgf11
Product: SAGA-associated factor 11 homolog
Exons: 4
Coding region: 203-1129 (308 amino acids)
Biological process (GO): positive regulation of DNA-templated transcription; regulation of transcription by RNA polymerase II
Cellular component (GO): SAGA complex; DUBm complex
Molecular function (GO): transcription coactivator activity
Source: RefSeq, a predicted model, not a curated record
AACGUCAAAAUCAAAAACAAAAAUUUCCUUUGCCUUCCCAUUCUUCGUCAGGAAUUUUGGUUUGGAUUGGAAUUGGAAUGGCUUGUAAGGCCACGAUAGACCAUUUCGUAUUUUCUCAGGUGAUAAUGAGCAUAGCACAGCUGUGAUUUCUUUUUAUUUACCUCAUUGUCUUCGAUUCAGUGCGAGGUAUAACUUAACCAAAAUGAAUACAAUAUCUAGUGAGUUAAGCAUGAACGAUCUCAACCAUAAGUUUUUCGAGAUAAUGCAAAAUGAGGCUAACGCCGAAGAAGCUGCUAGUUUUAUUUACGACAAUGUUUUGGAAGACGUCACCAUGGGGAUACUCUUUGAAUUCCAUCACGGUCUGAAGACUGGUUUGACGGAUCUGAUAGAAGGUGAAAAAGAAGAUGAUGAUAUGUACAAGAUUGUGAAUUCUCCGGAGUGCGAUGUAUUCGGUUAUUCUGUGUUGAAAAAGACGCCUGACAGCAAUUGCUCGUGCCCUAACUGUGACAGACCUGUGUCGGCUACUAGAUUUGCCCCACAUUUGGAGAAAUGUAUGGGGAUGGGCCGCAAUAGCUCCCGCAUAGCGUCACGCCGCAUUGCUUCCAACAGUCGUGAGCCGACUUCAUAUGCUGGACUACUGAGUGAUGAUGAAGACGAUGCAGACUGGGCCGGUGGCUCACUGCAAAAUGAGCGACGCAAGAGGAGGAUUAAGAACAAUAACAACAGGAAGCCUAAUAAAUUGCACAAUGGCAACAACAGGAACAACAAUGGCAAUCAGAAUGCUGACUCAAACGACGGUGGCGCCACCUACGAGACGAUGAGUGCCAAUGAGAAGAAGAAUCUCCUACUGCAGAUCUGUGGAGUUGUUUCUGAACAUACUAAGAAGUUAUGCACCAGGUCUACACGCUGCCCCCAGCAUACCGAAGAGCAACGUCGGGCUCUCCGCAACAGUGUUCUUGAGCCGUCCACUCCUGAGUCGGCUCACAUGGGCCUUGGGGAAGAGACCGGAUCUCCACCAGACUCCAGCCCAUCUUCAUCUUGCUCAUCAUCAAGCAGGAAACGGGAUAGGCAUCGGGCUAAUGUGAAGAGCAAGCGAGAAAGGAACUUGUCCCCGAAUGGAAGGGAUUAGAUAUAGCAAAGGCGAGAUAAAAUAUGGACAGGUAGCCUUCUUAAGAGGGUCACAGAUAUAUGAAAAAAAUUAAUUGAUGUAAUUUAACAAUCUUUCCGCAAAUGGGAGGAACAUGAUCAUGAUAAAGUAGGUAAAUUGACUGAAUCUAAAUAUUAAAAGAAAGGUGACUGACUAUGAUAUAGGUAUGUGCUAAGGAAGAAAUCUUGAAAAAUCAUUGAGGCCGCUCCAGCAGGGUUAUUCACAAAUGUUAAUAAGGCAAGUCUUCUUUCUCUUUCUAUCUCUGAGGUCAUUUGAAUAAAUAGCACGAGAGAUGGUAAGUAAAGACUUGCCUUAUCAAAUUCAAGUGAAAAGACCCACUUGUGUUAAGUAAUAAUCAGAUUGACAAUAUUGAAAGAUCUUGUUCAGUUAUACCGUUCAUGGGAAUUAUGUUGUUUGUGAGAAAAGAAGCAGCAUCUCAUAUUACAUAACGACGUUUAUCCUGCAUGGUUCAAAUGUUAGGUCCAGUAGCUUGCAACAGAAAUUGUGAAUUUGUGCGUGUCAGUCACAGGAAACAGAGAAGUAAGUAAAGUUUGAUCGGCAUUACCAGUUUGGUAUGUUUACUACACUUAUAUCAUUCCUCUAUUUAUCGAUGUUGAAUGUAUAUUACAUAAGGUUAAGAGGCUUCAAACAAAAGUUGCACGUAUUGAAUUGGCAGAUUAAAGAGUGAUAUAUAAAAUGCUUGCAAAUCUUUUCAUUCGACAAAAUUUCGCUUUAAUUUGCAAAUUAUGUUAUGAAAUUUUGCCAUAUAAAUUAUUUAAGAUAAUGAUACACAUUUGGACUAAAAUUUUACCAUGGAUAUAAAUAACACUAUCACAUUUUGUACAGAUCUUAUUAAGGUGGCAACAAACUUCUCUCACUAAUAUUUUUCUAGUACAGCCAGUUUUUACAUAUUAAUGUAUGACGAAGUAAUUAAGUUAAUUUUAACGUAUUCAUCACUAAUCGAUCCUCAUCAAGUGCAUGUGCAUAAGCAAUUAAGUAUUAAGUUAACAAGUUAUUAUCCAUGUACUUCAAUUAAUGACGAUUUAGUUAAGGCCACGCCCACUAGAAUAAGGCGAGGAUUGCGGGAGAGGCAUGAUUUAUGCGAAAUAUACACUAUUCAAUUCUACUUAAACACUUAUUUGAUAACUAAUGAACGAUUAAGCAAUCGUUUAUACAUUCAAUAAUUUAGUAAGAAUUUAGUUAAAUUUAACUUAUUUACUUUCUACGUAAUGCGUGCCAAAUUGUAAUGCUACCAGCAGAUAUAAUAUCUAUGUGCAACUUUAUGAGUGAAGCCUAUGUUUAUUGAGUGUCUAAAUUUAACAGUACUGUAGCUUAUUCGCGAACGCUGACAGGUAAUUCUCAUUCUUCCCACUCGUUUCUUUUCUUGAGCUAAUCCGAAUUGUUAAAAAGGGAGAGAAAAUAAUACUUAUGCCUUGUCAACGUUCGUUUAUAAGUGGGCAUAUAUAUUCCUUAAAUGAUAUAUUUAAAUAAUUACUAGCUUUCACUCGCGACUUUGACCAUGAUAGACAGUAAAUUUACAUUAACUAUUUCUUCACCUUGUAGCCUUUCGCGAUAAACGUCGGCCUAUUUCCUUACCCAAGAUUUUGUCUGUCAUUGCACUAAAUGUUAUCAAAUAUGGUUCACUAGUUCAGGCGCAAACGCAUAACAAGACAGACAGAAAACCAAAUCUUUAAUUGUAAGACUUUCUUAAAAUUUAUUGAUGUCGUUUUUAAAUAUUUGUAUAUAGAAAUAACUAAGCCAAUGUUGCAUUUAAAAACCCACCGUAUGCCAGUACAGUGGGCAAUAUAGUAUAUGUACACAUUGAAUACGUUUACGAUAGAGUGGCCCACUGUACAAAGUGACGUGUAUUCAUAGAAAACUAUAUUACUCUGAUUUCUAUGCGUACAUUAAACAUUUUUAAUCACGUCCGUAUACCUUACGGAAUAAAAAAUUAGAAAACAACAAUAUGUUGUUACACGUGACAUUAAAAUGAAGAACGGUCGGUAGGAAUCUAUCUACCCAAUAAUAUUUAUAUUUAUCAACAAAGCAGCAUAGAACACUUUUUGGUUUCCUAAUCGAAUAAUGUAUCGAUCAAAAUACCAUUUAUAUGUGUCAUCGAUGUAUACUUGUGGCUUUUAAAUAAUUUCACUGAAUGUAUAAAUAUAUAGAAAUUUGAAAUUCGAA